Aricia agestis (brown argus) is the source of this 1305-nucleotide messenger RNA. RefSeq lists its product as uncharacterized. Bases 94 to 780 code for a protein of 228 amino acids. The transcript is spliced from 3 exons. Gene Ontology annotation, cellular component: extracellular matrix. Lineage: Eukaryota; Metazoa; Arthropoda; Insecta; Lepidoptera; Lycaenidae. The record is from RefSeq and is a predicted model, not a curated record.
UGUUCGCCUGCGUUCACAAUUCAAAUUUCAAAUCGCGGUUUUGUUUUUUUAUUUAUUUUUUAAAUUGGUUUUAGUGUAACGUGCCAAAGGACAAUGUUGAAGUUACUAAUACUAUCAGUAUGCCUAUCGCAAGCGCGGUCGCUAAACAAGCAAGCCCUCCUGGAUCUGCCCACAGCAGCCUCCAGAUCCCAACUGACUUUCGCCAUCGAGAACAACUUCGAUGACACCGGCCCCGGGGCCAAGGGCCGGGAGCUUGCGUACAAGACCUUUAACAACUUAGAAGAAGCCCUCAUCAAUCAUAUCAGUGAUCCAGAUACUAAGCUACCAGAUUCGCAAAGGGAUAUCGCCAUAAGGCAGCUCACAGGAAGCCAAUACACUCCACAAGCUAUAGAGCUGUCAGCGUAUAACAAGCCAAUCAUCAGCUUCCCGCGACGACCCGCCCAGCAGAUUGAGUUUCGAAGUCCUCUGAACUUCGUGAGAGAACCUCUCAAGCAGCAUUACCAGGGUGUGAGGGAGAGGCCCCUGAACUUGGCGCACUAUACCAAGGAUCCUGACGUGUCGGAGACCCAGGAGGAGUACAACCCUAACCCACAGUACAGCUUCUCCUAUGACAUCCACGACAAACAAACCGGCGACUCCAAAGCGGCCCACGAGACCCGCGACGGUGGCGUGGUGCGGGGCUACUACACCUUCGUGGACGCGGCGGGCCAGCGCCGCACUGUGCGGUACACUGCUGACGACGAGAGAGGCUUCCAGGCGACUGUGCACACUGACCAGUAGUUGGCCCGCAAUGGAUGACAUGGGGUUUCUUAUAGCAUCAAAACAGUAUUACUCCCGAUGCCUUGGAAGCAGGCAUUCCACCAAGAGAUAGAUCACGUUGUCUUCUUUGUGACGGAAACUAUCAGACCUCUCAAGCGAACCUGUGGAAUAGCAUCUUCAGAUUACAGCUAUAACUUACACUACUCUACCUCUAGGCUACGCUCAUAAGACCUACUACCUAGUAUCUAGAUAGACUUAAUUUAAAGCUAUAUUAUUGUUACUCUUUUUGUAUUGCACGUAUUUAAAGUUCCAUUUGUGGUAAAUACUCUCUCUAGUUAUUCUGUGAUAUCCUACUAAUAUUAUAAAUGCUCGCUUAAUUUAAGUAAUGCUCACCUCGAGUAUACUGUGUAACCCAGAGCUACCUGGUACCUGGCUUAAAGAAUGAACAUAUCACUAUCCAGCGAGGUAAAACUUAUAAAUUUUAGGCGCUCUGCCUGACAUUGACAAGCUGUUGUGUAGGGCAAUUCCAUUGUGCAUAAGUUUUUA